Messenger RNA from Acanthaster planci (crown-of-thorns starfish), 1875 nucleotides. RefSeq lists its product as uncharacterized. Gene Ontology annotation, molecular function: protein binding; peptidyl-prolyl cis-trans isomerase activity. Gene Ontology annotation, cellular component: cytosol; nucleus. The record is from RefSeq and is a predicted model, not a curated record. NCBI's taxonomy places the organism in Eukaryota, Metazoa, Echinodermata, Asteroidea, Valvatida, Acanthasteridae.
AGUUUACUAUGUACAUGUACAUGUGUUCAGUUAGUAUGGUCUGUCUGGUACUACAUGUACAUGUGGUGACACUACACAGUAGCUAGCAGGACUCGGCGAUUGGAAUUAAGUUCUCAAGUGCGAAUAAUCUCAUUUCUCAGUCAGAAUCAUUGUCUUCAUUCCAAUGGCUGACAACGAUUUACCAGAGGGAUGGGAAGUGCACUACAGUAAAAGUCAAGGGGGUCGUAAAUAUUACCUCAACAUCUAUACCAAGGAAAGUCAGUGGGAUAAACCUAUGGCAGCAGCAGUCAAAGCAGUGCGUUGCUCACAUCUUUUAGUCAAGCACAGGGACUCGCGACGUCCAUCAUCAUGGAAAGAAGAAAAAAUCACCCGCACUAAAGAGGAAGCUAUUAAGCUGCUGAAAGGAUUUCGGGAGGCUAUUGUAAAUGAGCAAGUAAGCUUUGCCAGCCUUGCUUCAACAGAGAGUGAUUGCAGCUCUGCGAGGAAGGGAGGUGAUCUAGGUUUCUUUGGUCCAGGUCAAAUGCAGAAACCAUUUGAGGAAGCAUCCUUUAAACUUAAAGUUGGGGAAAUAAGUGAUAUUGUCAGUACUGAUUCUGGAGUUCACAUCAUCAUGAGGACUCAGUGAAAGGUUGUUUUGAUGAGAGGGAAACAUAUAGAAUACUUGCAGGGACAAUUGCCAUGUUUGUGUAACAUGAUUAUUGUUCAAACAAGCUGCACUGAUGUUCCAAGAUUGUACAAAGCAGAAAUUGGUGUUAAAACCUGCUGUUUUAUUGUCCUGUGUUAAACAGUAAAUUUUAGAAGUUUAACUGAUCAUGAGCACUGUUUAGAAAGUUUAUCAUUUUGUCAAUUACCUCUCAUACUGAAAAAAAGAUUUAAGUACAGGACAGUGCAACUUGGGUUGUUUCUAUCUCGUAAUACCUCGCUUAUCUUUUAGCCAAGAGUACAGAGAACUACUUCUUACAUGCACAAGAAGGGGACACUCGGGACAUUUGGAUUACUCUCUUGACAUUUGUAAUUGGUGCAAGUUUCUUCAACACUGAUAUGUACUAGAAACUUCAGUGCUUAGAACAGAUUGUGACACAAGGGCAUAUUUUGGUCACCUUGCCACAUACGUCAGGAAUUUGUGUUCUUGUUUCAAGGUCAGUGUAAAUGUACAAGGAUAUGUUGUUAAAUAGCAAGUCAAAGUGAGCUGUACUUGGGAAAACAAGGACAAGACAUUAUUACAUGUAGUUAUCACAUGAAUGCUUGUGAACAUGGAAUAUUGUAGUGUGUAUUGUGUCCCAUGUACUAUUUCACCCUCGUCCUUGUAUAUGGGACAAAGACUAACACUAACACAAGAGCUUUAAUGUGGUAAAUUUGUCUUCAAUCAGACUUGACACAUAGAAUGAUGAAAUGUAUGCUCUGUGCAUGAAAAAGAAAUAAAACGAAAUAUUUCAAAGGUGUGCGUGUCAGAAAAAAAAGUAAAAGUGGACAGAGACCACAUGUACCAUAAUUUUGCAUGUGACACAAACAUGCUGUCUUUGAAUUGACAGUCAAUUUUAAUGUUGAGCAUUUCUCUUAAAACGUUAAGAAACGCAACACCCAGUUAGAACAGGGCCAUACGCAGGGUGAGAAAAGGACUGUGCAGCAUGGUAAUAUGGCACACAGUUGCCAAGACCAGUCAGAAUUGAGGGUUCAAGCUUGCUUGAAGAAAAAAGGGUGACACAGUUGUCUAAAUGUCGUGGUAUUUCUGGAGUUGGAAAGACCGAGGACCGAAUGCAAAUGGUACUACGUGUAUAUGAAUCCAGAUCAUAUUUAGUUUCUAAUGUACAUGUAACAACAAUGAUACUGUCUGAACUGGUCCUAAAUUAAAAAACAGCCUGCAGCUUCAAAUUA